Messenger RNA from Sabethes cyaneus, 4184 nucleotides. RefSeq lists its product as uncharacterized. Gene Ontology annotation, molecular function: microtubule binding. The record is from RefSeq and is a predicted model, not a curated record. Gene Ontology annotation, biological process: cilium assembly; intraciliary transport; regulation of microtubule cytoskeleton organization. The transcript is spliced from 4 exons. Gene Ontology annotation, cellular component: centrosome; intraciliary transport particle B; ciliary basal body. Bases 122 to 3031 code for a protein of 969 amino acids. NCBI's taxonomy places the organism in Eukaryota, Metazoa, Arthropoda, Insecta, Diptera, Culicidae.
UGGAUGUCUUGUGGAAAAAUCAAGAAAAACUUAUUUAAUAUAGUCACAAGUUUUAUUCACUUCGUGAGAUUGUAAUUGUGCCUAUCUCCAGUUUUUAAUUGGUUUAUGGUGAUGAAUCAAUAUGAGUGAACUUGAAAAAAUCAUUGAUAGGAAAUUAGCGGAGGCUCGUAAAUGUAGUACAACUACUAAUACUGUUUCAGCUAAGCCCAGUGAGAGUAGAAAAAACAAAAUGCAGGAUUCUAAAGACCGCGAGAACAAAAGUGCUGAUAACCCGAAAGCAAAAACUUCAAAUAACGUAAAAAGUUCUAAUUCUAACAAAAACGAGAAGACCACCAAAACUCUCAAUGAAAAAAAUGAAAGUAGUUCUAAUAAUAAAUCUGAAGAAAAGGCUCCCCGCAAUAAAAAUUCUUCCGACGAUAAAAACUCUAGUUCAAAAAAUAAUUCAACCGACGAUAAGAAGUCUAGCACGAAGGCUUCGUCAGCGCAAUCCAGCAGCAAAACUAUGCUCUCCGUAAAAAGUAAUACGAAGAAAAGCCCAACUGAAAACCCGUCGAAAGCGCAAGAUAGUGAGAAGCCUCGCAAUGAAGACGGCCCUAAAACUUCAGCAUGUAAUAGAGAUAAAAGUUCUAGCAAUCAAGCUUCACAGAAAACAAACAAUAGUGAUAAGGCAUCUGUAAAAACAACGCAUACUUCAACAACAAAAUCGAACGUUAAAAACAAUACAGACAAUGGGAGUAAUAAAUCGGCUGGUCAAUUUGCGCCAAGUGCUAAUGGUAAAGACAGUAGUGCAAAAAAUGAUAAAACUAAAUCCGACAGCAUGACCGCCUCCAAACAAAAUGAAAACAAAAGUUCAAAUGCGAGCAAUAAAACAACAGUUAAUAAAGAUCAUGAAAGCAAAAGUACUAAUAACAGAGAUGAAAAAAGCAAAAGCUCCAUUGACAAACGGUCUAAAGAAGACACUAAAAAAACGGAGGUAAAACGUGAUACUACUGAUCGCACAAGAUCCUCAAAAGAGACAUCUAGAAGUGAACGAAGUAAGGAUAGUAAUCGAUCUAGAUCCCGCUCGAGAACAUACCGUGACAGAAGCCGAAGCCCAAGAACCUGGAGCAGACGUUUUUCACCUUUGUAUACAUCCAGACGGUUUUCCCAAGAUCGAUCUCCGCCUCGUCGAAGAUCAAGAACACCAGUGGCUGGUUCAUUUCGUGAUACGCUGCGUCGACGAUCACCUAGCCGUCCUCGAAACGACCGAAGUCGUUCUCCGGCCACUUCUAAAGCUUUGAUAGCUAAGAAAAGCUUCCUAGAUGAUUUAGCCGUUAAAUUUGCUCAAGAAGGAAAGGAAUUUCCGGAAUUGGAACAAUAUCGUUGUGAAAUAAAUAGUCAGUUUAUCUCUUAUCCGAAGCAGUAUUAUCCUGAACAAUAUGCGAAGCAUCCAUUUUCUGGAGGUUUUGAUGGUCCUGUUUUUCCAAUGAUGGAUGUCGGUCCACCAAUGAAUGUCGGCCCUCCAAUGAAUGUCGGUCCACCAAUGGGUAUUGGUCCGCCUAUGGAUGCUGGACCAAUGAUGUUUGCCAAUCAGUUUGAUCCACCGAGAUAUGAUUUCGGUCCUGUUAUGCAGCCUGAGCCUACUAUCGAUGUUCCUCCAUUGGUUUCAUAUCCGAUUCCAGGAAUGUUACAAAUGUUGGAUUCUCCUGGCUUUUUGAACGACGAUUCACAGGAUACAAUGCUGGCUCAGAUCAAAACACCCUCAGAGAACAAGAUAUUAGUUACGGACGUUCCAGAAAUCAAGUCUGCGGUUUUAGGGUCGCAACCGAUGGUAAAGUGCACUAAGGGUGAAGUGAAAAAUCAUGUGAUUCAGGCGCUUGAUCUGUUAGACGAGUUGGGACUCACAGUCAGUAGAACUGCGAAAUUUAUGUAUCGUGCGCCAACCUUUUACGAGAAUGAAGUUUACUUAAAGCGGUCUCCAGUGGUUCAGAGUAGGAACAAUCCGCUUUUCAUGUUCAGUAGCCGUUCUGGUGAAUCAAGUGAUCCGUUCGGGAAUAUUCCUCGUAAAUUGAAACCAAUUAUCAGUCUGCUCUCCUUGGAUGAAGGAAUCAUUUCGAAGCAAAUUUUUCUUCGAGAACAAAAACAUGCCCAGACUCGUCAUCGUCGCCAAGAAAAGGCAGAACAAGAAGAACGGCAAAAACGCCUGCAACCAAAGGUUACACUGCAAAAAAAUACGCAGACUGACCCAACGGUAUGCAAGGAAUGUUUGCUGCGGAUGAUCAAAGUGAAGGUUAAUGGUGAAACACAAACUUUUACACCUCAUACCGUGGAGUCGACGACACAGACCAAUCCUAUGCCAGUGCAAACGGUUAGUGAGUUUGGUUCAAUAACCGAACUUACACCGAACCAAGUUCGAGCCGUUAGCGAAUUGAUCAAGUAUAUAAAAUUAACAGUAACGAGUGGAACAUUAACCGAAAUGCGUGAUAGUAUGCGCGAUGAUCAGGUGUAUAACCUCAACAGCGACCUGCGAACUGCAUUUCAUUAUUUUGAUGCAAUGGUGGAGCAUAAAAAUCCUACCGAACAUGCACCAAUGGCAAAUCGAGGUGCCUUGUUGUCACGAUGCGACGAGUUUGAGGACGAGCUUGCCGAUCAAGGGGACGAUAUAGUUAACAACGCUCCGACAUCCAUUGCUGAACCAUUAGAUGAAGAAGAUGAAUAUGAACAAUACCAUAGAAACUUCUGUGAAGGCGAUCCUGAUAAAGAAUUUGAAGACCCUCAAGACGACUAUAACGAGGACAGCUUUAACAAUGUACAGGAUGAUGAUGCUUUACACGGAUCUCGUUAUAUGUCAUCGGUAACUCACCCGAGAACGUUCGAAUUCAACAGUAACUCUAGGACAAACAAUUACAUAGCUAUUGAUUCAUCUUACAACUCUAACGAUAGGAACUUUGGCGCGCAGUAUCAGUCCAAUUCAUCGCAACAUUACCAAGCUGGCGGCUAUAGGCAUGGAUACAACCGAAGAGGGCAUUCAUUUAUGAACAGAAGAAAUUAGCUUUAAUAAAUAGCAUUUGUUAAAUUGAGAUAGAGAAUUAAAUGCUUAUAGUUACACUUUUCAGUUAGAACGCUGUAGGGUUGUUAUUAAAUUAACAAAACAACUAUAAGCAAAUAAAGAUUUUUGGUAUCAUUCAUACGACUUUAAUUUCAUUGUAAAUAUACUAUAGUUUAUUCCCACACUGCAACUAUCGUGCAUACGAGCUCUGGGCAGACUCUGGAGGAUCGGAAAAACAUCUUGUAGCUCACUGGGAUGCUGGACAUAAGAUGUUUGGAUAUAAACCAAAGCGGUUCUCUACAUAGAAGCUUAAUUGUAAAUAGGCUGUGUUUGAAUAAAAAUGAUUAAACAUUUAAAAGACUUGUGUUGUAUGUAUUUGAUGAAAUAAACAGCUGCACUCAUCAAUUGAUUAAGUAAGCAUUAGACUAAAUUCGUCCAAAUGAAAUAAAGUGAGUCAGCGGUGAUAUUCCAACGCAACAGGCAUGUCAUUCUACUUGAGCUGGGUGGUAGAAACAAGAACAUAGACUGCGCAGAUCCCAGUGGAGGCCGAGCUAGGUUCUGGUUAGUAAUCGUCCCCCAAUACACUACUGCUCGAACGCAGUCAACGGAAGUUACGACCCCUGGACUUCUGGGCUGUUAAUGGUUUAAAUGGAAAUAAAAACUAAGAAACCGUUUGACGGUGCUAUGGGUGGAGCCAUUUAUUGUAUUUAUGGUAAAAAUGUGUACAUUAGUUUUUAUAUACAUGCCAUAAAUUUAAAUUGUAACUUUAAACUAUGUACUAUCUUUAGCCUCAUUAAAUAUAUAUAUAUAUAUAUAUGCAUAAUACGAAAAAUAAUAUGGAAAAUCUUCAAGUAUUACUAGCAGAUGGAAAAGAAAUUUCAGCAGCUUUGCGAACUACACCAGACUUAGCUGUGCUGUAGCACGAUAUCACAAUCCUGUUGUUUAUUUUACCGAACUAUAAACAACCUGUAUGCCUGCAUCUGUUAUGAACAUGGUUCAGUCAAAAUACUAUUUGUGUUUAAAUACGCUGAUAUACCUUUCAAACGCCAUUAAGACGGCGCAAAUCUGUUUAAUCAUUGUUUAGAAAACAAACUGAGCUUAAAGUGAAACCUACGCCAAUAUCACCUAUUUUCGAAAUAGAAUUUAUUGCUAUAUA